This is a messenger RNA of Papaver somniferum (opium poppy), 1140 nucleotides long. Its product is annotated as probable inactive histone-lysine N-methyltransferase SUVR1. The transcript is spliced from 4 exons. Bases 222 to 950 code for a protein of 242 amino acids. Lineage: Eukaryota; Viridiplantae; Streptophyta; Magnoliopsida; Ranunculales; Papaveraceae. The record is from RefSeq and is a predicted model, not a curated record.
CUACACCCGUCUCCUCUCCCAUCAAUGGCUUAGAUGUCUAGAAGACAGAUUCGGCGACAUAAACAAGGAUAACUUACCUACUCGUACAAAAUUGUUCUCUGCAGAGGCAAACCAUCGAAUUCCCUUCCGGCCCUACAAAAGGUAAAGCAAAGGGGUAAAAAUCAGAGAAACCAUCUCUACUUCCUACAUUUUUCUGAAGCUAGGGUUUCUUUCCGUCAACAAUGGCGCCAAAAAAGAAACUCUCACGAUAUGAUGCCGCUUAUGAUCAUUUGGGAAGAGGAGGCCUAGGCUUUACAAAGAAGGUCAUUAGGAAGAAGAUUGAUUCUCUUUUGAAGGUUUAUGGAGACCAGGGUUGGGUUUUCAUUGAAGAUGGUGCAUAUAAGUUAUUGAUUGACUGCCUCUUGGAAGAGCAAGAGAACUUACUUCUAAAAGGAAAAGAAGUAGAAGAAGAAGAAGAAGACCGGGAGAUAUUACUUCUCAAAGAUAAACAAGAUCAGCAUGAAUUAUUUUCAAAGGAAAAGGACGAUGAAGAAGAAGAAGAUCAAGAGAGUGAAGAACAACCUCCGCCGAAGAUUUCAAGCCUAGCUGAAAUUGAAAGGAGACUCACAGAGACUAGCAGGUUCUCCUCAGUUGGAGAGACAUCGAAAGUCAAAAGUAGAAUUACAGAGAAUGGCAGGUUCGCUUCAGUUUCAGAAGAGUCCGAUGCAAUUGAAACACCUGAAUCCACUGAAGUUGAGAUUUCUGAACCCACUAGAACAGGGAUACCUCAACGCAUUACCAGGAGACCUUGCUUUGGAUUCUAUGUUAGUGACGAUGAUGAUGAAGAUGACUGUGAAGAGAACUAUGUGUUAUUCGAGACAAAGGCUUCACUUCGUGAACGGAUAGCCAGAGAGAGGUCGGUAGCUCCUCGAAGAGAACGCAAGUCUCGGUGGGAUAUGGUGGGUGUCUGAGUUCCUCUCUAUACAAACACAGUUUUUUGUAAUUAAACAUAUUGUACAGCAAAAAAUAAGAUGAAAGAUGGUGAAGUCUUGCAACUUUUGCUAUGUUGCCAGCCUACUACUGGGAAUGUUGUUAUCCAGGCAUAGUUUUGUUCACUGUAUUUUUCUUCUUCAAUAUAUUUCUUCUAAUUAGUAGGAUUUG